AUGCCUGAGGUGGGGCCGGGGAUAGAGGGCGUCAAGCCCCCGUACGGCUACAAGGGCAAGAAGGGCAAGGCCGGCGGCAUCGUCUACGAGAUGCCGGCGUUCACGGCAGAGCUGCUCACCCCCUUCCCCCGCGUCGGGGUCCCCGUGAAGUUCGACAAGCUCCUCUACAACGGCCGGCAGAACUACAACCCCCAGACAGGGAUCUUCACCUGCGAGAUCCCCGGCGUCUACUACUUCGCCUACCACGUCCACUGCAAAGGGGCCAAUGUCUGGGUGGCGUUGUACAAGAACAACGAGCCGCUGAUGUACACCUACGACGAGUACAAGAAAGGCUACCUGGACCAGGCUUCGGGCAGUGCCGUUGUCCAGCUGAUGCCUGGAGACAAGGUUUAUGUUCAAAUGCCAUCCGAGCAGGCAGCAGGACUCUAUGCUGGGCAGUACGUUCAUUCGUCGUUUUCAGGAUAUUUAUUGUAUCCCAUGUAAAACAAAAAAAAACCCAGAAACACACAACACCCACACACGAAAUCAAAACCUUUCUCCUCUGCUUCAAACUUUUAUACCGUGAAAGAUGCAUUUUAUGACAAUUUUGGACCAUCUUGUGCAAAAAAAAAAAAUAUAAAGUUUAACAUUAUGCACAGCUAGUUAUAAAAAAA
Molecule: messenger RNA, 653 nt
Organism: Acanthisitta chloris (rifleman)
Lineage: Eukaryota; Metazoa; Chordata; Aves; Passeriformes; Acanthisittidae
Gene: COL8A1
Product: collagen, type VIII, alpha 1
Exons: 1
Coding region: 1-483 (160 amino acids)
Molecular function (GO): protein binding
Source: RefSeq, a predicted model, not a curated record